This is a messenger RNA of Annulohypoxylon truncatum, 2355 nucleotides long. RefSeq lists its product as uncharacterized. Lineage: Eukaryota; Fungi; Ascomycota; Sordariomycetes; Xylariales; Hypoxylaceae. The record is from RefSeq and is a predicted model, not a curated record. The transcript has 5 exons. Gene Ontology annotation, biological process: regulation of DNA-templated transcription. Bases 102 to 2123 code for a protein of 673 amino acids. Gene Ontology annotation, molecular function: DNA-binding transcription factor activity, RNA polymerase II-specific; zinc ion binding; transcription cis-regulatory region binding. Gene Ontology annotation, cellular component: nucleus.
GGCUAACUGCGUCUAAGUCACCUAUCUUCCUCAUCCGACAGCAACACAACUAUCUAGGCGUCACUCAAGGCGUCAAUCAAGCCUCAGUUUUAUCUGCGCCAAUGCCCGAUACCAGCCACGAAGAAGCAUCACCCACUAUCCCACCAUCCAGUCGAAUUAAAAGAAAUACCGCCUGUACGAGCUGCCGGGAUGCCAAGGUGCGCUGUAACCCUAGUCAAAAUCCAAACCAGCCGUGUCAGCGUUGCGCGAAACUUCGCCUAAGCUGCGUCGUGGACAGGACUCACAAAAGAGUGAGCCGGAAAAGUAAAUUAGAUGAACUAGUUCAAGAAAUUCAGUCUAUUAAGCAAAGUGUUAAUGGGCAGGUAACUACAUCGCCAAAUCAGGCAGUUGCAUAUACUCAGCAGAAUGAGACCAUCAUCCCUUUUAAGGACCCUGCUCCUGCACGGCUAGGAGUACCAUCUCCCGUGAGCAUUUCCACCGGAGAAGCGAGAGCUCCUACUAUCGUCACCUCAUCCAAUGCCACUAUUGUUCCUUCUUCAAUUCAUACCCCUGAAACCCCCGUGCCUCCUCAGAUACCCGCAGCCGAGCCCGCACUUCCCAGAGCUCUAGGAUCUCUACCAUUUUCCGGCGAAGAUAUUGAUUACUACUUUCAGAAAUAUUUUGAAUGUUAUCAUCCAUAUAUGCCAAUUGUACGACUCAGGGAUCCAAACAAAUGCUAUGAGUCUGGUCCAUUUUUAUUUUGGACCAUCAUCUACAUAGCGUCACGUCGCUAUGCAAAGAGUCCUACCCUUUUCCCCUUCUUGUUAGAUUCCGUCAGGAAAGAUGCCUUCUCAACCCUAUCUAGUUGGCCCUUAACCCUUCCUUCAAUAAAUGCACUCAUCUUACUUUGCGCAUGGAUCUUUCCAGAUGUACGGUUUGUUAAUGACCCGUGUGCGCUCUUCACCGGCGCUAUAAUGAAUGCGAUCCUGCAAUUAGGGAUUCACUGUGGGAAGGGAAACCAUCCCGAAUACAGCCACGGUGUUUUCCAGAACACCUUCACAGAUGAAGAGGCUGCCUUUACUUGGGCUGGGUAUAACAUAAUCGCCCAACGGGUAUCUUCGUUCUUGGGGCUCCCUGCCAUCGGCGGUCUGUUCAAUCAGACUGUUCAGAAUAUCAUCGACGGCAGGACGCCUUUCCAAGUCCCCUCCACAUUUCGUGUUCUCCUAGAGUGCCAGAAGUUCUGUAAUCAUGUGACUGGGACAAUGGCGGCCUGUCUAGAAGAAUCGCGAGGAGUAUCAGCGCAGAUGGUUCUACUACUUGAAAACGAAUGGAAUGCCGUCCGGGGGCUCAUAUGCUCGGAACGCGCAGACGACCUCGACAGAUUCAACGCGCUCCUAGUCCAACUCGAAAUCCAAACAUACUACAUGAUCCCACUCCCCGGCUACGACCCCGAAGCCCUGAAACGCAACAUCCUACGCACAUACAGCACAGCGCAAGCCGUGAUCCGCUCCGCGCUCGCGCUAGACGCCAGCAUGGACUUCCUGCGCCACCUCCCGCACUUCUACUUCCGCGCCCUCAUGGCCGCGGGCGGCGUCAUCUACCGCGUGCUGCGGUCGUCGUACCUGCCGUUCAUGGACCGCGCGGAGGCGGAGCGGUCGGCCGCCGACGCGGUCGCCGCCUCGCGCCGCGCCCAGGUCGCCGACAACGACCUGCCCACGCGCCUCGGUAACCUGUUCGAGAGCUGGUUGUACCGCCUCGUCCACGGCGCCGGCGUGCCGCAGUCCGCUGAGGAGCCCGUGUCUAGCUUCUCGCAUCGCUUGAGCGCGAGCGUUAUGUAUGAUUGCAUGACGCGUUGGAAGACGGACCAUAUGCCUGGGUGCAGACAUAAGUGCCAGCCCCUGACUACGUGUCCGUGCUUCGGAAGUGGCGCGGCGGCGAACGGGCAGGCGGUGGCGAGUACCGGCGGCGCCGGUGGUACUGGUGCCGGUGCUGGGGCUGGGGCUGGGGCUAGUGCGGGAGGAGCGAGGAGCGAGACGCCGGCGAUGCUGGGGGCUGAUGCGCUAAGGGAUAUCGAUUGGACUUUCAUGGAUGAUUUCGAUUGGAGCUUUGAGCCUGUUAUGCCUGUGCUCACGGCGCCGACGUGAGGGAGCUGUCACGGGAUGGGAUGAGGUAGGCAAACGAUGCGAAGAAGGAAGGCAUUUAUGAUUGAUUUAAGCAAGCGAUUUUAAUAGAUUUACGUGAGCGAUGAGGUAUAUCGUUACGCAUUUUUUGGGAAAGGGGGCUAUAUGAAGGCAUAGAUAGCUAUCUACCUAGGUAGAGCUCAGCUCUAGGUUGAAAUUUAAAAAACGAUAAUUAAUAGAUCUACAUAUACCAAGA